Messenger RNA from Xenopus laevis (African clawed frog), 2578 nucleotides. It is a transcript of the gene krcc1.L, whose product is annotated as lysine-rich coiled-coil 1 L homeolog. The transcript has 7 exons. Gene Ontology annotation, cellular component: nucleus. Gene Ontology annotation, molecular function: zinc ion binding; nucleic acid binding. The coding region runs from base 78 to 1730 and encodes 550 amino acids. The record is from RefSeq and is a predicted model, not a curated record. NCBI's taxonomy places the organism in Eukaryota, Metazoa, Chordata, Amphibia, Anura, Pipidae.
AGCAUGCUACGUGUGUGACGUACAGGCACCGCCCCUUUCUGCUCAGUCCCUCGGAGGGUGGGGGAGUUGGCUGAAAGAUGGCGGCGGAGAGUGCCAUCAUCCCGCAGCUAGCGGAGAGUAUAACUCCGAGCAGCCCCGCUGCCACUUGUAGCGGGCCCAUGGCGGGGGGUGACACUAGUAGUAAUGCACACACCUCCAUCCCCUGCCAGCAAGAUAUUUUACUGGAUGAACAGACUAAAAAGGAGCUUUUUACGGACACAUUUUGCAAAGUGUGUAAUGCCGUUCUGCAGUUUGAAUCCCACAGAAUCUCUCAUUAUGAGGGUAAGAAACAUGCACAGAAAGUCCGUCUUUACUUUCUGAAGAAUGAACUGGAAGAAAUAGCGUUGAAAACUCAAAGAGCGGACCACCGGGUUGAAUUUCAUGUGGAUGGAGAGGUCACUCUUGACAAAAACAAGUUCUGUGGCCUCUGCAAUAUGGUAUUCAGUUCCCCUGUUGUUGCUCAGACGCACUAUGUGGGCAAAAUCCACGCUAAGAAAAUGAGGCAGUCGGCUGGGGAACAAGUGGAGUGGACCCCACAAACUGACCAGGACUUCACGGCCACCUCCCCUGCGGACUCACACACAGAAACAGCUGGUUCACCUGCUUUAGAGCCGACGUCCGACAAACGUUCUGAACAGGAGGUGAGCGCCGAGCAGCAGCAGUCCUCCAACGACAAUGAGAUUGAUCUGAAUGACCCCAAUAAGUACUGCAAGCUCUGCUGUGCCUCCUUUAAUAAAGCACUAGUAGCUCAGCAGCACUACAGUGGCAAAAAGCACGCGCGUAACGAGGCCCGCAAAAAAAUGAUGGAGGAAAUGGAGCAGACCGGUGUGGCUGAUUCAGGGGUGAGUGAUGGCAAAUAUGUGUGCCCAAUCUGCAAUAUCACCCUUACCUCAAUAGAGAUGUACCAGUCUCACAUGCAAGGAAACAAGCAUCAGAUUAAAGAAAACAUGGUGGCCAACUUAAUGAAAACCUCCAAGAAGAAUUAUGACUCGUUUCAGGAUGAAUUAGCAGAGUACAUAAAGGUUCAAAAAGCUCGAGGACUAGAGCCUAAGACUCAGUUCAGGCCAGAAAAGGACCAGUAUGAUAGCGGUGAUUAUGAAGAGGAGGAGGAGGAGCCAGAGUCCAGACCCCUGCAUGGACAUAUUAACAGCAAAUCUAAUGCCCCUUACAAAUAUAUAGAUCGCCAUCCGGUUCCCUAUCCAGUGCACAACUCGUCUCACCCCGCUGAUCCCAGAGUCCCAGCUUGGGGAGCACACUGGGAAAAAGGGAGCAGACCUCCAAGGGGACCCCAUUUUGACUUACAUAAAACAAAACAUAUCUCCCGCUCUCCAUCCAGUCAGGACUCAAGCAGCGAUUCCAGCGGCUCAUCCACGGACGAGAGCAGCGGCUCCUACAAGAAAGACAAAAGACGUAAAAGAAAGCACCACCGAGAAAGCCGACUCCGGGGAUCUGGCAGAAUAAGGAGAGGCGACGAGAACAGCAAGAAGAGGAAAAGAAAGAACGAGGAUGCAGAUUCGGGAAAAGAAGAUAAACAAGACAAGGAGAAAUCUUCAGGGGGCGACAAAGAUAAGCACCGAAAGGAAAAGAAGAAGAAAGAGGAGCAAAGUAAAAAACAAAAGAAGCUUAAAAAGGAAGGGGAGCAAAGAACUGAGGAGGAAAUGCUCUGGGACGAAUCCAUAUUGGGAUUCUAAAACCACUGGGGCAAUGAUCAUACACUGGGGGGCAGUUUUUCUAAACCCAUCAAGUGAUUACAAACUGUUACGUUUGCGGCACACAAUUAUGGUUCUAGAUGGAAAUUAAUCUUUUUUUUACCCAAACUGUGAAGAAACCUGCCUACUCUCCUUAAUAUUGUAUUUUUGUACCCCAUUUUCUUUGUGUGUACUUUUGUUUUAGAGUAAGGACACACGGGCAGAUUUGGGUAGAUUAGUCACCCCUUCUUCGGGCGACAAUCUCUCCAAACUGCCUUCACGCCGGCCGGCUAGAAUAAAAAGUCGCCAGUGGGAUGGCACUCGCAGCGAUUCAUUUUCCGAAGUUGCCUCAUGAGGAAACUUCGGGCGACUUUGGAAAACAAAGCGUUCCGAGUGCCAUCCCAUCGGCGAUUUACAUUCUAGCCGGCGGGAAGGCAGUUCUGGGAGAUUAUUGGCCUGAAGAAGAGGCAAUUUGUCGCCAGGGCAACUAAUCUCCCCGAAUCUCCCCAUGUGUCCUUACCCUUAAGCAUCGAGUCUCUCAGCUGCUCCAUACUGAGUCAAACAGUGAAUCAACGAAAUCACAGACAAGGAAUUGAAGAGACUGUUGGUUUCCCGGUCAUUUUACAAAAUAUUUUUAUUUUGCAAUGAAUAAAAAGGCGACGCCUUGCUCGGACUCUGCCUUGAACAUGGAUUUCAGCCUGAAAAUUAUAAUUUAUAAAUUACUGUAAUAUUAGAAAGUAUAAUAACAAAUCCAUAUUGACGAUGAAAUAGAAGAAGCAACAUUAAAAUUAGUUUUCCUUUUCAUGCAGGAAUUUAUUUAACAAGACAAUAAAAAAAUAUACACAUCUUUA